UGAUAAAAGGGUUUGUCGUUUAUAUGAAAAAUAGGUCAAACAACAAACAAUAUAAGUGAAGAUUCGUGCAGGCAUUAAAAACAUCUCCAGAUUUCUUCUUGCAGUUUCCUGUGAAAUAGUUCCUGGAUCCUGCAGCAGGAACUGGAUUCCUGUUACAGGAAAUAAAGUGCAGAACUAAUGCGACGGUUGCGUCCUGGGCUGCGGUGUCACAGACAGGACUGGGAUUUCUCACUGCAGACAUGUCCAGCCCGCUGCAGCGCAUGGAUGCUUAUCAUCCACUAGAGGACGACCGCAAAUUCAAAUGCAAUGUAUGUGGGCGUGGCUACAGACACGCCGGCAGCCUGACCAAUCACAGACGGACUCAUGAAGUGGGUUCGUUCCUGUGCUCCAUCUGUGGGAAAGAAAACUGGAACGCCUCGGCCAUGAAGAACCACCUGCGCAGCCACGCCUCGCUUAGGAAGUACUCCUGUGCCGACUGCGGGAAAUGUUUUCGUCUGGCGGCGCAGCUGCAGACGCACCAGACGGUUCAUCUGCCCCGCAGAUCCACACUGGGCAGUGAAUGCGACCAGCAGCCUGAACGUAACGAGGAUGCAGACAUCGCUGCGAUUCUCACGUCGCAGCCGGAGCGCCGCAGCGUGGCGCCAAAGAGACCCUUUCGCUGCGACCAGUGUGGGAAGUCCUACAUCCACCAGCGCAGCCUGACCAAUCACAAGAAGAGCCACCAGCUGGGCGAGUUUGAAUGCACCGUCUGCUUUAAGCUGUGUGGCAACAUGGCCGCCCUCUACAGCCACCAGAGGAUCCACAGGGCGCGAGGCGAGAUGGAUCAGAGUGCGGCUACCGGGUCAGAACCGGACCUGUUCCAGAACCAGAAACGGGAAACUCCAGAGAAUUUCUGCCUCCUGUGCCAGGUGUCUUUUCCUGGAAACAGAGAAUUCCAGGAGCACAUCCGGCUGCACAGGUCUUCGCCUGAGCCGGAUGUUUCCCUACCAGAUUCCGGCUUCAGUCCGUCUGCUGCAGAGGUUCUACAGAACUUUGAUCUGAGUGGGUUUGACGGUCCGGAUGGUACAGACGCCACGGUAAUCAGCGCAUCACGGAGCGCUGUAAAAGAAGAAACGUCCCCUCCGGAUCCGGAUGAGAGACCCUUCAGGUGUCACACCUGUGGGAAGAGCUACCGUCACUCCGGGAGCCUCAUCAACCACCGGCGCUCCCACCAGGUGGGCGCGUUCCGCUGCACCGUGUGCAGGAAGCAGUACCCCCACCUGGCCGCCCUCAGGAGCCACCUGCGCCUCCACCGACAGCGGCGGCCAUCUUCCCGGCCGCGGCGGCCAUCUUCCCGGCCGCGGCGGCCAUCUUCCCGGCCGCCCACAGAGCAGAGCUGGCUCUGCCCGGAGCCUCUGAGCCAGCAGAACCAGACCGGGUUUGGAUCAGAUCAGGAAAACAUGGCCGCCGACCACACCGGCAGCGAAACGUUCUCCACUCAGGGUCUCUGCUCCCAGGUUGCCAUGGCGACGCACAUGUGCGCGGACUGCGGCGAAACGUUUGCAGACGUAGCCGGGGUCAAAUCCCACAGCUGCAUCCUGCUGCACCAACACACACCCUGCAGCUUAACCCUCGACCCCAGGGACGCUCAGAGCCCGGAAACAACAGAGUUCAACUACUUUGAGCAGGGUUGCCAUGGGAACAGCGCCGGAGAAGUCGAGGAUCCCGACGAGGACGAUGAUUAUCAGUGCUCAGUGUGCGGGAUCAGCUACAGCAGCAUGGUGGCCCUCAGGAGCCACCUGAGGGGCCACACCCAGUCUGACGGCGCUCUGCAGGGCGCCGACCCCCCACAACCAGAGUCGGGGGAGAUGAUGAUCUGCAGUAGCUGCGGUGUCUCCUGCAUCAGCUACAGCCACCUCAGCAGCCACGACUGCGCAGCCGAGCAGGAAGUUAAGGUCUCCGAGGAGGAGGAGGAGCUGAGGCCCGGUGGCGGCGGCGGCGGCGGCGUGGAGCGCCAGCAUCGGUGUGAUCAGUGUGGGCGGUCGUAUCGCCACGCCGGCUCGCUGCUCAACCACAAGAAGUCCCAUAAAACGGGCGUGUUCAAGUGCUCUGUCUGCCAGAAACGCUUCUACAACCUGCUGGCGCUGAAGAACCACCAGAGGUCACACUUUGACCUCAAGAGGUUUGCCUGUCAAGAAUGUGGAAAAGCCUUCAAGCUCCAGAAGCAGCUGCUGAACCACCUAAGAAAACACAAACAGAACCGAGCCAGAACCCAGGAUCUGAGCGAUCCAGUCCAGGGUGUCCGGCCGGAGGGACGAUGGCGGCAGGCGGCAGCACUGGACGGCGAGAAGCGGCCGUUCUCCUGCGACCAGUGUGGCCGGACGUACCGCCACGCCGGGAGCCUGGCCAACCACAGGAAGUCCCAUCAGACGGGCGAGUUUUCCUGCUCCGUCUGCAGCAACGUUUACUGCAACCAGCUGGCCUUGAGCAACCACCUGAGGAUCCACCUGGCCAAGAGGCUCCUGUGCCAGCGCUGCGGCAGAGGCUUCCGGGGCCCGGCACAGCUGCAGGCGCAUGUCUGCGCUGCGCUCAGACCGAAGGCCGCCGCAGGCCGGACGGGCCUCAGGUCCAGGAAGCCCUCCUACCAGCAGGCGGCGCCGUCCUGUGAGGAAGAGGAGCGGCCGUUCAGGUGCGACCUUUGCCCCCGCAGCUACCGGCACGCCGGCUCGCUGCUCAACCACAAGAGGACGCAUCAGACGGGCGAGUUCAGCUGCACCGUCUGUGCCAAGCGCUUCACCAACCGCGCGGCGCUGCGCGGCCACGCCCGCAUCCACAGGAACAGGAAGUACGUGUGUACGGCGUGCGGGAAGGCCUUCCGCCGCGCCAGCGUCCUGCAGAACCACCAGCGGCUCCACGGACCGGCGCCGAGCUUCCAGAGUCAGACCGGGCUGAAGAGGCAGCGCCGCCUCAGGGGUCAGGAGGUCACAGCGCCCCCUGGAGUCCAGGAAGAGACAGAACAGAAGUGCUUCAGGUGUGACCUGUGUGGGCGCUCGUACCGCCACGCCGGAUCGCUGCUCAACCACAAGAAGUCCCACGCUGCAGCGCUGCACCAGUGCAACUUCUGCCUGCAGACGUUUCCCGACGCCGUCGGCCUGCAGCUGCACGCCCAGAUCCGCCGCCAGUGCUGCUCCGAAUGCGGCAAAACCUUCUGCCUGGCGGCUCACCUGCAGAGCCACAUGGCGGCUCACGCCAGGAAGCCAGCCGCCGCCGCCGGGUCAGAGCGCCGCGCCGUGGAGAGCAGCAUUACACACGACGACCUGCAGAGCGAGGACAAGAGCCACGUGUGCGAGCACUGCGGCCGCGCCUACCGCCACGCCGGAUCGCUACUCAACCACAAGAACAGCCACAAGACGGGCCGCUUCUCCUGCGCCGUCUGCCGCAAGGAGUUCUCCAACCUGAUGGCGCUGAAGAACCACCGCCGCAUCCACACCGAGCCCCGGCGCUACCAGUGCCUGACCUGCGGCAAGGCGUUCCGCGUCUCCACGCAGCUCGUCUGCCACCGCCGCAUCCACACCAAGGAGAAGCCGUUCGGCUGCCAGCGCUGCGGGCAAACCUUUUCCAGCAAGUCCAACCUGAGGCACCAUCAGAAGCUGCACCAGAGCGCCGCGCAGCUGAGCAGCGCCGGCGCUUUCCUGGACCUGGAGGCCUUCCUGUGACAUCAUGCUGCAGCACAGGAUGUCAGGAUGAGGAUUACUGCAGACACAAAUACAUCAUACCUCACCGCCGCCAUCUUGGAUGUGGCACAUGGAGCGGUAGAACAAGAUGGCUGACGUUUUGCAUUACAGAUCAGAUCCAGUGAUAGAAUAGAAACAUAUUUAUGAUACAAAAAAAGUACAUUUCUGCCAAAACACUGAGAAAUUUUGAGAUUAAUCUUAAUUUCAGAAAAAUAACUCAGAA
This is a messenger RNA of Poecilia reticulata (guppy), 3936 nucleotides long. It is a transcript of the gene znf646, whose product is annotated as zinc finger protein 646. Gene Ontology annotation, cellular component: nucleus. Gene Ontology annotation, molecular function: DNA-binding transcription factor activity, RNA polymerase II-specific; RNA polymerase II transcription regulatory region sequence-specific DNA binding. NCBI's taxonomy places the organism in Eukaryota, Metazoa, Chordata, Actinopteri, Cyprinodontiformes, Poeciliidae. The record is from RefSeq and is a predicted model, not a curated record. Gene Ontology annotation, biological process: regulation of transcription by RNA polymerase II.